This is a messenger RNA of Schistosoma turkestanicum, 4095 nucleotides long. NCBI's taxonomy places the organism in Eukaryota, Metazoa, Platyhelminthes, Trematoda, Strigeidida, Schistosomatidae. The record is from the annotation of a GenBank genome assembly.
AUGGAAUCUGACGUAGAUCACCCAAAAAAUCAAAAUUAUUCUGGUCCGCAACAACCCCGUUCUUCAUCAGCAUCCUCAUCAUCUUAUCUAUUAUCGUCAAUGUCAACUGUCACUACACCUAACAUACAUGAUUCUUCAAUUUCAAUAACAGAUCAAACUAAUGCAACUGGGAAUAGUUCCACUUCUGCUACGACUAGUACAACUGCUACAACAACAACUACUGCUACUACAUCAAACAUAUCUGCAGCUGGAAAAUCAACUUAUACACUUGGCAAAGAAAUUGAAAUUGAAUUAGGAAGUGGUGUAUCAGAAGAAGAUACCAAACUAGCUAAAAGUGAUAAAAAUGCUGUGGAUUUUGUAUUUGACUAUUGUAAAUUAUGGUGUAAAACAUGUAAAGAUUUAGUGUUAAGUUUAGAAAAACGUGCAGUUGCUGAAAAUGAAAGUACACGUAUUAUUAUGAAACAAUUUCAAAUACUGGAAUCAAGUACAACAAAUCAGAAUGGUGCACCAUAUAAAAAGCAAACAAUCAACCUAUGUCGAAUGAUGAUUGAUCAUUGUAAAGAAAUUGAAGCGAAUAAUUCUAAACGAUGUAGAGAACUUUUAGAAGUAUUAACACGUCAACGUACUUUAUUUGAAAGAACAAGAAAAUUUCUUAAAGAUAAAUGGAAAACUGAUGUAAAACGUAUGCUAGAUGCUGAGAAUAGUUUAUUCAAAACAAAAACCGCUUAUUAUCAACGUUGUCAAGCUGGUGUUAAACUACGUGAAGAAUUAGCUACAGCACAAAAUUUUCUAAAUGAAUUAUCUGCUUCACUUGUACAAUCAUCAGCAGUUUCAUUAUCAACAUCCAGUCAGUCAGUUGGAACAACACCAUCAUCAUCAUUUUCAUCAACAACAACAAUAAUGCCACCUAUGCAAACUAAUAUAUCAGGUUUAUCGGGCAAUUCAAAUACAUCCAGUCUAAUGAAUUCAACUGUUGGAAGUAGUGCAAAUCUAGCACAAGAUAUAAUGAAUGAUUCAAGUAUUGGUGAAUUAAAUGCAACCUCAUCGUCAUCAUCAACUACUAAUACUACUACUACUACUUCUACUACAUCAAAUCAAGUAGCAAAACAAAGAGCAAAAGUUGAACGAUUAGAAAAACAAUUAGGUGAUAAUGAUAAAAAGGAAAUUGAGCUGAUGUAUGCUUAUCGUGAAGCUGUAGACAUUGCAAAUCAUCGUUUAUGUGAAUUGGAAAAAAGCAAAAUUGAAAUAUUAUGUGAUACACGUUUGACUAUAACAAAAAGUGAUGAAGUUGUUAAAGAUUCUUUGGCGGAAUUAUUAAAUCAUUUAUAUACAAGUCGUUCAUUGAUGAUAAAACAAUAUGAAAUAAUUGCAAAUGCUUAUCAAGAUUAUGUACCGUGUAGUGAUUAUCGUGCAUUAGUUGAAUUGCAUAUUCAAAAAGGCACGGAAUUUGUUCCCGAGAAAUAUCAUUUCGAUGGAUUUCAUGAAUCAAAAUUGGAUGCUAGUCGAUUAACAAGUCGUUUAGGUAAAGAUUCCGGUGAUUCUAAUCAAGAUAUAUUUUCUGCACAUCGUAACCUCUUUUCAUUACACUCUGACUCGGAUUCUGAUACAGAAACAAUCGAUAUUCCAUCGAAUACAACUGGAAGAAGUAGUACAGGUACUGGUACUACGGUUGGUGGUAGUAAUAGUAAUGCAGGAGCAGGUAGUAGCAGUAAUAAUAGUCUUAGUGGUUGUGGUGUUGCAAGUGGUAUAGUCUCAACAAGUAGUAAUGUUUUAUCAACUAUUGUUGAGUUUGGAUCAAAUCUAUUUCGACCAGAUUCGAAAAAAUCAAUUCGUGGUAAACGUUCAAUCACUAAUAAUCCGAGUAAUACAUCUGCAUCACCAAUCAAUUCAACGGAUACUUUAGAAGCUAUAGCUGUACAAGAAGCUAAUUUAGAAAGAGAAUAUUUAGCAGCAUGUUAUCCAGUAGCUAGAUGUAUUGCAGCUAUUGAAAAACAAGAAAAUGGUCUAGCAACACAUGGAAUUUAUCGUGUACCAGCAUCGAAAGCAAAAGUUUCUAAUCUUAUGGAUUUACUACAGUCAAAUCAAUUGGUGAAUAGUGAACAAAUUCACCAAGAUAUUGAUUUGCUAAGUCAUGAACAUCCACUGACAUUGGCUAGUCUAGUGAAAACACAAUUGAUUGCUUUACCUGAACCAUUACUCACAUACAAUUUGUAUCCAAAUUUUGUUGAACUUGGAAAGGCAUUUGAUUUAGUCGAUUCAAAUAUCACCGAUGAAUUGAUGAAACGUCUUCAAUUAUUGAUUAAUCAUUUAAGUCCUGGUAAUCGUCAAUUAGCUGGAUUAAUUUUUCAUCAUUUGCACAGAGUUGCUGAAUGUCAGUCGGAGAAUCAAAUGGGUGCUGUCAAUUUAGGUACAAUGUUUGCUCCAACAGUACUACGUCAAAGACCGAAAUUUCAAGUAGCUAAUAUGAUGGAAUUUAUGGAUAAUAAAGGUCAAACAAAAGUUGUUGAAUUAUUAAUUGAUCGUGUUAUUCAAGUAUUCGGUUCAUCAGAACAAUAUGAUCCAAUUAAAUUGAUCAAAGCGCAUAUUACAUCAAAUGAUGACAAAGCAUUGAUUGCUGAUUAUAAUCGAAUGAAUACAGCUCGUGGUAGUAUUUCCCUAGUGAAUUGUGAACGAUCUAAAUCUACUUGUAGUGCCAGUGUAGAUAAUGUUCCAGAUAUUACAAUGAAUGCGUACAAUAAAAUUGAUCCGUUUCCUAAUGCUCGUACCAUGACAACUAGUAUUGCUGCCAAUACUACUCCUACUAUUAUUACUGCUACUAAUACUAAUGUUACUGCAAUUACUACUAACAUCACCAAUGCUACUACUUCUUCAUCAACAAGUUUUACACUUAGUGGUAGAACUAACAACAAUACUACUCAAAUCGCUACUAAUAACAGUAAUAUAAAUAACAAUUUGAUCAGUAUUGCAAAAGUCCCUUCAACAACAGUUCCAUCAUCUUCUGGUUUAUUAAGAUCAGCAACAAUAUCAGUUUCACCCCAGAUUCGACCUACAGGAUCUCUGCUUACCGGCGCUCUACCAUUAUACACACCAUAUCGACCGAGUCAACAAACAUUUCAUAAAGAUAGUGGUACUAUAGAAGAAACUCUCAGUUCUAAUAUCACAGUUACUUCUUCAUUACAUGGAACUGAGAAAAAUCUUGAGAAAUUUCAUUUGAAACAUAAUCCUUCAGUCAAUGAAAAGUCAACGAAUUUUAAAACUGGUGGUAUACGACUUCAUGAUUUAGCUAAAUCAGCUGCUAAUGAACCAGUUAUCACUGUUACAUGUCAAACAACUAAUCCAUUAACAAGUGGAACAGUGAACAGAACAACCAGUGCUUCAACUACUACUACAACUACAACAACUACUACUACAACAACUACUACUACUACUACUACCAUUGCUAGCAGUAACCAACCUGUCAAAGAAGCUUCUCCUCCAUCAUCCACAUCAUUAUCCACAUCCUCUUCAUUUGUACGUGGAAUUAAAAAAUUAUAUUCUUCAACUGGACAACAUUCUAUUUCUCCUUCAACAAUUGCUUCAUCAAUUACACCGUCGAAAUUAUUUCAUUCAUCUGAUAAACAAACCACUUCAAAUUCAGCAUCAACUGAUCCUAAUACAAAUACCACAUUAUCCAGUUUAGUGAUUGGUCGUCGUAAACCAUUUGGACGAUUAAUGACAAUCAAUCAAACUGUUGAGAAUUCAGAUCAUCUAUCAGCAUCAGCAUCAGCAUCACCGUCAUCAUCAUCAACCCCUGUGAAUCCUAGCAAUUUAGAUCAAUAUGGUUUUAUUGAUAAUGAUGUACCUGAUUCUCCAAAUAAUUAAUUCAUUUGAAAGAAUAAUUUUUUCCCUGAUUAAUUGAAAUGAAAAGCAUAAAAUCCGUCUUCCCAUUUGCAAUAAGCCGAUCUCUCUCACACACACAAACACACACACACUCUUUGAAUAAUAAUUUACAUCAUUUGGCAGAAAAUCAUGUAUACAUAUUCAGUCUGAUGAAUUUACAUUUUAAAUCUUUUAUUUAAGUCGUUCAAAUACAUUACUAUUAUUAUUAUUAUCAUU